UGGUAGAGAGACGUGGAAGGUUUGCUUAGCAGCAUUAUAAACUCGGUUCUCUUACGUUAGUCCGCUCUUACGCCAAGUAACUGGUUUUUAAAUAGAACUUAUCUCUGCUGGAAGGCAGUCUGGGCCUUUUGUUUCAGUUUAUUUUAAUUUCUGGAUCGAGGAUUAGCCGCUUCUGCGGUAGCGGAGACACACUGCGGUGGAGCUUAGAUAUGGACGCUGCUUCUAAAAUCAGAUCCUUUAAAGACCAGAUCAUUUGGAAAGCAGACACUGAAAAGGUUUUAAGUGAGGGACCAAAAAGGGUUCCUGUGGCACAGGUUUGCCACAAGCCAGUGCCUACGCCAAGUCACACGCACGUUCUCACUGCAUCACAAGGGCCACAGCGUGUGCAGCGGCCGCGGAGUCAGCAUAAGCCAGUGGUCAACGGGCCUCCUAUGAAAAAUGCUUCUAGUGGAAAUCAGAAUAUCAGCCCAGCUCAGGCUCAGCCUACAACUCCAGCUCAGGCUCAGCCACAGAGCCAGCCAAAACCCUGUGCUACCAGUGAGCCAGUCAAAGCUGCUGAACCCAGCACACAGGAGAAGCCAAACCAAAAACCUGCCAGUGGAAUCACUGUUGCAUCCAGUGCUGGAAAGAAGCCUUGGAGUUUGGAGAACUUUGAUAUCGGCCGGGCACUGGGCAAGGGCAAGUUUGGCAGUGUGUACCUUGCCAGGGAGCGACAGACUAAGUUUAUCCUGGCCCUGAAAGUACUGUUUAAAAAGCAGUUGGAGAAAGCUGGUGUGGAGCACCAGCUCCGGCGAGAGGUGGAGAUACAGUCUCAUCUCAGGCAUCCUAACAUCCUGCGUUUGUAUGGCUACUUCCACGACUCAGCACGGGUGUAUCUCAUCCUGGAGUUUGCCCCCAAAGGGGAACUGUACGGAGAACUGCAGCGCUGCGGGACAUUUGAUGACCCACGCAGCGCCACUUACAUAAUGGAGCUGGCUGAUGCCUUGAACUAUUGCCACUCAAAGAAAGUGAUCCACAGAGACAUUAAACCUGAGAAUCUAUUGCUGGGUGCCAAUGGUGAGCUGAAGAUUGCUGACUUUGGGUGGUCUGUCCACACACCCUCCUCCAGGAGGUCGACGCUGUGCGGCACCCUGGACUACCUUCCUCCAGAGAUGAUAGAGGGGAAAACCCAUGAUGAGAGGGUAGAUCUCUGGAGUUUAGGAGUGCUCUGCUAUGAGUUUCUGGUUGGACGUCCACCCUUUGAAACAAAGAGCCAUGAAGAAACCUAUCGAAAGAUCUCUAGGGUUGAGUUCACCUAUCCAGCCCAUGUGAGUGAAGGGAGCAGAGAUUUGAUCAAUAAGCUACUGAAACACAACCCCAUGCACAGGCUUCCCAUCCAGGGAGUACUGAGUCACUACUGGGUUGUGGAAUAUUCCACCAAAAUGCCAACUACUUUUACACCAGCUCUUACGACUGAAUAGUGAGGUGGGUGGCGUUGUUUGCUGCUUGAGAUUGCAGCUGCUGAGCGAAAACUGAAACUGUGGGUGAAUGUUGACCUUCGGCAGGAAUCCUGAGCCUGGCUGCCUUUUCUCCUCCCCUUACGUGCUUUUGGGAAUAUCAUCUGCGUUUUCUUCCUCCUUGUGCCAGUCUUGUUUUAGUGUUUCCCCUCUCAUUUUGUAAAUAUGUAACUGUUCACAAUUAUGAAAUGUAAAUGUAAUAUUUUACCUGUUAUUACUUGAAGCAAUAAACUUUUUUGUAUGUUGA
Molecule: messenger RNA, 1743 nt
Organism: Pygocentrus nattereri (red-bellied piranha)
Lineage: Eukaryota; Metazoa; Chordata; Actinopteri; Characiformes; Serrasalmidae
Gene: aurka
Product: aurora kinase A
Exons: 9
Coding region: 210-1460 (416 amino acids)
Biological process (GO): protein phosphorylation; mitotic spindle organization; regulation of cytokinesis
Cellular component (GO): spindle pole centrosome; spindle midzone; chromosome passenger complex
Molecular function (GO): ATP binding; protein kinase activity
Source: RefSeq, a predicted model, not a curated record